Anolis carolinensis (green anole) is the source of this 813-nucleotide messenger RNA. It is a transcript of the gene agtrap, whose product is annotated as angiotensin II receptor associated protein. Gene Ontology annotation, cellular component: plasma membrane. The transcript has 5 exons. The record is from RefSeq and is a predicted model, not a curated record. Gene Ontology annotation, biological process: regulation of blood pressure; angiotensin-activated signaling pathway. Bases 156 to 656 code for a protein of 166 amino acids. NCBI's taxonomy places the organism in Eukaryota, Metazoa, Chordata, Lepidosauria, Squamata, Anolidae.
CAUGAGGCUCAAUGGGGAGGAGCCCUGGGAAGAAGGAGGAAGAAGAAGAAGAAGGAGCAGAGCGGAGCCUGGGUUAGGAAGGAAGGAAGGAAGGAAGGAAGGAAGGAAAAGAAGAAAGAAAGAGAAGAGAAGAGAAGAGAAGGAAGGCAAGGAGGAUGGAGGUGCCCGCUGUGAACCUCAAGGCCAUCAUUUUGGUGCACUGGCUGCUGACGAUAUGGGGCUGCCUGGAGGCCUGGCUCCCUCCCUCCUACGCCUGGAGCAACUUCUCUGUCCUGGCGCUGGGCGUCUGGGCCGUGGCGCAGCGGGACUCCCUGGACGCCAUCCUCAUGUUCCUGUGGGGCCUCCUGCUGACCGUCCUGACUGACAUCGUCCACUUCGGCCUCUUCUACCCCCGCGGCCCCAAGGCCCCCUCGGACACCAUGCGCUUCUCCAACGGGAUGGCCGUCUUCAGCCUCCUCCUCAAGCCCCUCUCCUGCUUCUUCGCUCACCAGAUGCACCGGCAGCGCGGGGGGGAGGAGCCCUUCCGCCUCGGGUGGCUGGGCGUGUGCCAGGAGCGCAGUGCCUACCAGCCCAUUGACGGCGCGGACACUCGGCCGGCUCCGUUCCCGGAUGCGACGCUCUCGUCGGGCAAAGGGUCACCCGCCCAGCCGUACUGACCGGACCCCGAAGGGUGGCCUUGCCACCUCCACCCCGGACCCCUCGGACCCCGAGCUGCUUCUGCUUAUUUCUGAGCCAAAGACCUCGUUCCCUCCCCCAGUUACGUUCCCCGGUGUAUUUUUCUACUAAAUAAAUGCCUGGUGCCUUCUAUUCUUA